Molecule: messenger RNA, 3463 nt
Organism: Engraulis encrasicolus (European anchovy)
Lineage: Eukaryota; Metazoa; Chordata; Actinopteri; Clupeiformes; Engraulidae
Gene: gask1b
Product: golgi associated kinase 1B
Exons: 4
Coding region: 171-1730 (519 amino acids)
Cellular component (GO): Golgi apparatus
Source: RefSeq, a predicted model, not a curated record
GUCGCUGUUCUCGCUCUGCGUGACAAUAAAGGAUUCUCAGCUCCCGGAGCAGAUGGACGGAAGGACACAACCAGUAGCAAAGUGCUGGGUUCCUGGAACUAAGGGCACAUGCAAAACACACCAGAGGACGGGGCGACAGUGAGACGAAACAUGUGGAGAGAAAUGUUCAAAUGGAGACUAGUUUUAUUCAAGCCGUGGAUAUCAAAAACGCGCUGAUUCACCGGAUGUGCUACUCUUUUCUACGUCUGUCAAACUGCUGGCGCAGGCACCCCACUGCCAAACUCAACUUUGUCGUUGUUAUCGCAUGUUUUGUCUACUUCGUGUUUGCACUUCAUCAGGUGGGCCAGUACGUGAAUUCUCAAGACCACAGACCAGACCAGUCCCAGCGAUAUCGGACAGGCAGAGGUGUAUACUCAGUACUGAUUGAUGACCCGCUCACAGUCCCCGAACCUCCAGCGGGACAAAAUGCUACAGUCUCGUCUGAGUCACACCCGACGAGAUCCAACAUAGUGUACAUAACGCUGAGAAGUAAACGCCUGAAGCCAGCCAUUAUUCGGGGCACUGUGCGACCCAAAGCACGGAGGAAAAAUGGAAAGAAGGCCAAGUAUUGGGAUUCGAAUGCACUGCAAAGCACUAUUGGCAAAGUGGGUGACACGGGAGACAUGUCUGACCACAGAGGUGGCUUGGAAUGGAGCCAAAUUGGGCUCGAGGAUUUUAACAGUAAAAUAAUAAAGCAACUGAAUGCGGUGGACUUAGUCAGCUCUAUCAGGAUUUACAGUGGAAAGGCGCCUCCCUGGUUAACCAAACAGGACGUCGAUGCCAUGCGCUUUCUUGCUGGAAGUCCCAUUACGCGCAUCUCCAAGUUGCAUUCUGCGGAGUCGCCCAACGCACUACUCCUGGAAAGCGCUGCCGACGGGCCACCCCGUCGCAAUAGCUCGGACCAUGACCCGGAAUGCCAGGGUCGCUGUGGUGUCAUCAAGCGAACUGUCGACAUGUGCGAAGUAUUCGCCUUCCAUUUGGACAGGGUCUUGAACCUAAACAUGAGCUUGCCAGCGGUCGGCAGGAGAUUUCAGUUCCUUGAAGGUGGGCAGCCGUGCCCCGUGGUGCUGUGGGACCCCUCCCUGAGUGCCGUGGGGGGCUCCACUACGCCCCCGGUCCGCCUCACCUGGGGGGCCUACCAGAGGCUGCUCAAGCACCGCUGCUGGACCAAGGGGCUCCCCCCGAAACCAGAGUGGGGGUGCACGGACAUACACCACUACGAGUGGAGCAAAAUGGCACUCUUUGACUUCCUGCUGCAGGUGUAUGGGCGCCUGGACAGGGGCUGCUGUGGCUUCCGGCCUCGUCCUGAGGACUCGUGUGUGCGUCUGUCCCACCACCAGGGCUGUGCCAACGCGGACGAGGCCCCCCUGGCACACAUCGUCCGACGCAAACACGACCCCCGCCGCCUGGUGUUUGUCAACAAUAAGGGCUUCUUCGACCGGGAUGUGGACAAUCUGGACUUCAGACUGCUGACAGGAAUCAAAGAGCUCCCAGAUCAGGCGGUGUCUGUGUUGCGUGGGCAGCAUCUGAGGGAACGUUUGCUGCAAUCGCUGUUCCUGGACCAGGUGUACUGGGAGAGCCAGGGCGGCCGGCAGGGCAUCGAGAAGCUCAUCGACGUCAUCGAGAGCCGCGCCAAAGUGCUGCUCACCUACAUCAACGCACACGGCAUCAGAGUCAUGAACAUGAAGUAACGACCUGGAUUCAGAUUCACACGUGUGGACACAUGUACACACAGGAUGUGCUGCUCACAGACGCAGAUGUAUUACACACACACACACACACACACACACACACACACACACACACACACACACACACACACACAAGCAGUCUUACACAUUCAUACUGUACAUGCACACAGUCGCACUCAGUUAUACUGUACACAGAUACACACACAGUCACAUGCAUUCUUACACACUGGUGCUGGCAUGCAAAAUGCCCUUUAAUAAGUCCCAGACUCUGAAGGUAACUGCUAGUUAAUUGAAUUUCCUUUGGGAUUUAUCAAGUUAAUCUAGUUUAUCUUGUUUUAGCUGACCCACUGAAGUGUCUAUGGAUCCUGGCUUGUCCACAGCCAACAUCUUUUUUUUACUUUUGUGUCAUGCUUUAUUCAAUGUAUGCAAAUUACUCAUUACACACCAUUGUGUAUUUCAUUAUCAUCUCACCUCACUAACUGAUCAUAUUAAAUGCUGGUUUUAGAUUAGUCUGUCCCCACACUAACUGUUUCAUUAUUCUUACAUAUUAGCACUUACAAGGACAUGCCUUCUGCAUUUCAACACCAAGUUCUCAUAUUUAUCACUGCUCCUCUGUUUACAAUAGCUCUCACUGCACCACAUUAAAACACCUUUUUAUAUCCAUGUAAUAUCAGUUAAUUACAUACAGUAUAAGUGAUCACCAACAGUAUCUACUAUCAGCGUACCGAGUUUACAAGUUUUUUUGUAGCAUUGUUUUGCCAUACGUGAGAUACCAACCAUAUCAGCCAAGCCAUUGUUGGAGAGGAAAAUCCUUCAUAAAUGCACUAACUAAUUAUUAUUUUUCUUUCUUUUCUAAUUAUCGUUACAAUCAAUGCAUUUUAAAACAGGUUUAUUAUGAAUACAUUUUCUAUGCAAGGGGACCUGAAUGCAGGCUCUGUUUAUUAUUUAUUCUUGCCCCGUGGUGUGCGUGUGAGUGCGUAUCACUUCUCGGGUAUGUGUGUCUCUGCCGUCUCCAGGGGUUUAAAUAGGACUGAAAGUGUUCGCUUGUGUCAUCUGUUUAGUGUUAUGACUGACUCACAGUUGACUGGCCCUGUGAUGAGAUGCGGGAGAUUAAAGUGCCCUCCUGUGGGGGCUGGGACGGCCCAUUAGUCCAGCCCCCAGGGCCGCUGACAGUUUUUGCUUGGCCCAGGGGAAAGUCAUUUGAAAGGGCCCCCUAUCCAAUACAUGCAAUGUAAUGAAAACUAAAUUUUGGGCCCGGGGCAACCCCCUUUGCCCCACCCCUCUGUCGACUUCCCUGCAGCCCCAUACCACUGGGCUGAUUUCUUGAGGCCAUUUGAUCAAGCAGCAAUGUUGCACACUGAGGGCAUACCCAUCACGUGUCAUAUUGAUGAGGUUGCCUGGACCUAGACCCUGCCCUAAACCGAACCAUCACAUGAAUUCAUGUUGCCAUGAGUGCGUGGUUGCAUGAGUGCAGCAGCAGUUUAGGUGCCAUAUCCAUACUCUUGGUGUUCAAUAUUGCUGCAAUGAGUCAAACAGUGAUGCAUCCGAAUGAUAGUAUUAAGACUAUUCUGAACACAAGCUAUAGGCUUACACCAAAUCCCACAAAACCUUGACCAUGGACCUUAAUGAUGUUUUGGAGGUCAUAGUGAUAAAUGGAUAGUUUUAGCCCUUGUGAUUUCUGCCAUUAAUGUAAUGUUAUACAUUCUUGUGAAUAAAUAUGUAAUAAUGAUGUA